AAUACUUAUAUAUAUAUAGGAGUAUUAUUAUAUAUAAGUAAAUCGAGCGCACCCUAAAAAUCACGGAAAAAUAUGGUCUUGGUCUUCUCCCCCUCCCAGCCUCCGCAGGCGGCGAAGUAGCACAAGGAAAGGGUCCAAAACCAAAAAAAAAAAAAAAAAUCGGCGGCGGCGGCAGCGGCGACGCGGCUCGCGGCGACCGGACGGACGGAAGGCAGGGGGAGGCGGCGCCGCCCACCGAUCGGGUCCCGCCCCGGCGAGGGCGGGAGUCAAAAGGCGAGGGGGAAGGGAAAAGGCAGCAGCAGGAGCAGCAUCAGCCACAGCCGUGUUGGGGGGGGGGGGGGGGGGGAAGAAUUCCUUCUUCGCGCAGGAGAGCAGCGCACGCAAGGAAUCCCCGUCGAGGAAGGGGAGGAGGAGAAGGGCAAGCGGAAGAGCGGAUGGGGCGGCGCGAUUUCUACUGAAAAAGCUGAGCCCCGGCGGCGGCGCGCGCGCAGGUGGGAAGAGAGGAGGGAGAGAUUUUGCCCUUGGGGUUUGAUGAGGAAGGCCGGAGGAGCAAAAGAGGAUUUUAAGGGAUCUAUUGGACCUGAGGGUGCAGUUGAUGUGAAACAGUCUCUUGUUUCUUUGGGAGCAACAGGAAGAAGGCCUGGUUUCAUGAUUCGAUUGUGCACCUGUACUGGAAGGCCAUCAUCACUUCGUAAUCUUAAUAACUCAGGUGUUUCAAUGACCUGCAAAGGCUGUGGUGGUGAAUCAACAACAGACAGAGCUGGGCCGUCGUGUAGCAGCAAGCUCAACACCAUGGGCUUGGAGCUUCCAAGGCCUAUAGAUCCUGAGGUGAGAUGGAAGACCGUAAACAGAAGGCAAAGAGCUGCAAGGAGAGCAAGGACCUCUUUCUCUGGAGAAGACAGAAUAAGGGAUGAAAUUAGAUCUUUCUAUGCAUGUGGCAAUGCUACUAAUCAAGAAUUGGCACAAGAUGAUGCUCCUGUUUCUGAGUCUGAGAAGUUUGGGGUAUCUAUUCUUGGUCGGCGCUUUAGUGAUCCUGUGGGAAAUGUUCCAAUAAAAAAGAGAAGAUUUCUUAUGGAUUGUUCUCCAUCACCUCCACCCACUCCAUUGCUAGUGGAUCCAUAUGAAAAACUGUUGAGCAGAUCCUGUGGAGGUAUCUCGUCACAUGGAAAGCAUCAUAAGGUUAAAACACCUAGACUUGAUUACAUGGAGGAAACAAAAGAGCAUUUUGGCGUAGAUGAUUUUUCUGGCAUAUCAAUACUUGCGGCUGCUGCCUGCACGAGCGAGUUGGAUGAUGACACGUUGAAUGUCGAAUGUUCGAAGUCAGCCCACUGUGUUGAAAGGAAACCAGAAAAUAUCACUGGUAGUUCUGAAUUGAAUUUCCUAAAUAACAUCAAGGAGGACAUGCUAAAUAGUCUGGAUGCUUCAAAUUGCAAAUCAGACCCGCUGCUGGAGUCGUCUGAAUCUGUUCCUGAUACGAAGCCUGUGGUUGCCACUAGAUUGAACUGUGAAAAUCUUGUUGAAUCUACACACACUCAGAAGGACUGUUCCGCGUCUUUUUCUGCAUUGAGCAGUGCAAACAAAGCAGAUGAUUCUUCAACUGCUUCUGACACGAAGUCUUCAGGUGUUACCAUGUCAAUCAACGCAAGUAAUCCAGACAAAUCUGUAGGCGGCUUGCAGGAUGCAGUUGUGGAAACUAAGCAUUCCAAUGGCACCCGUGACUCAAGAUUGCACUGGGAUCUUAAUGUUGCAAUGGAGGCAUGGGACACUGACUGUGGUGGUGAUGAUGUUCCUGAUGCGGCUGAUCCUGAUCCUGUUGCUUUUGCUAUAAGCAGUUGUAGUGAUGCUGAAAAUGUGUUGAACAAGCUGCAGGUGUGUCAAGCUCCUUUUGACUCAACAAUUGCUGGUAACAUUCCUGAUCUUUCAGAGGACAAAACUCCUGUGAUUGAUGCACCAAAAGAUGCUUCUACAAAGAGCGAAAGUGAUUUUGCUGGUGACGGUUCAUCUCAACCUUUGUGCAGCCUGUCUCCGCAAAAUGUACCAGUAUUAGAAUCGAGACCGCUAGAAUGCGAUGGUUUAUCUGCAGGAACAAAGGAGUUGCCUGAUAACAAUGAUAUCUCCAAAGUAAAAUCACAGCUAGGGUCUGAUCCUGAUUGCAGCUCUUUGCCUCCUAUGACUGAACGUUUUGCUUUGACCGUAAUUGAGGAGAAACUUGAUGUUUCACAUGCCUCAGCCCUUGAUUGUGUAGGUUUGUCCCAGAUGGUUUCUACAGAUGGCUGUGAUGGGAUCAAUUCAGUUCAAAUGAGUGAACUGGGAUCCAGAGUGAAGCCUUUCACAAGUAGGUUAGUUUCUGAGGAAAGCACAAACCUUGCAACAGUAACUGUUUUCAAUAAAAGUUCUACUGAUCUUGGCUGGAGCAAUGAUAAACUUGGGCAAACAUCUCAACAAAGCAUAUCUGAAUUGAAGAACCAGGAUCUUUUGGAUGUUGAUUCUGGAACUAGUAAAAUUGGACAGUCAGGUCACGACAAAGUUGAACAUGUCACCAAUGAAUUGAGCAUCUCCAAGAAAGCUGCAGAUGUAGAUGAUGAUUUGGACCUCUCCGAUUCUCAUAUGAAUGACAACCCAGGUUCUUCUGAUCGUGGUAUGUCCCAUGCCCAUGAAGAAGAGGGUGCUGAUGCAACUAUUAGUAAUAAUCUCACCUGUACUGACAGUAGCAAUGCAUUAAUAUGUCGUAUAGAUGGUGCCUGUGUAGCUCCCCCUAUCAAUUCAGAAUGCAUAAAACCAUCAACUACUGACAUGGACAGCAUUGCCGAUUCACAAUCUGCAGAACAAAGCUACCUCGGGAAGGUUCUAUCGAAUAAUUUUAUGGAGCACUGUAAUGAAACGGAGGCACCUCAUAUUAUUAAAGAUCUUGCUGGGACUGGAAAUAUUGUUGCUGAAGAGGAUGAUUCUCAAUAUGAGGAUGGGGAACUAAGGGAAUCUGGCGAGUAUUGGGGAGAUGAUUGUUAUGAAGAAGUUAAACCUGCCAAUUACCAGGUGUUAGAUUGCAAGAGUGAUGCCCCAGGCAUUUCUCCCUUCCCUCUUGGCUCCAUGUCAAAGAAUACAGGUGAUCGAGUUGCUAAUUUCAAUGGAAAACAUUCCAGGAAUGGAGGUGGUGAUGUUUCACCAGCCGCAUUGAAGUGUUCAUGGUCAACUACCUGCAUAGAUGAUGGAUCUGGAACGAUGUGUGCUGGAAGCACUGGUGAAAAGGCUCUUAGUGUUCACUUGAGAGUUAAUGGGGAGACUCGAAUGUAUGAGAUGAAUCCAGGCCAUGUAAUAGCUGGAUCUUCCGCAACAGUCAACCAGUCUGAAAGGGUCAAUGAUGGUUUAGGGGACGAUCUUUCAAGUCUGAGAACAAAGCCCACAGGAUGGGAUAUGUUACCUGAAGAUCAGCGGCAUUCUCAACAUGAUUCAAGGGACACAGUUGAUUCAUCUAACCGGUGUGUUUUGAGCACAUCAGAUACAGCUGGAGGUGGUGAAUCAUUGCGCCAUAUGGAGUUAUCAAGUGGAGAUAUGCAACCACGAGCUGAUCGGCCAAGAUCAUUUGACAGAGCCCACAUAAAUGAGUUAUGCAGAUCUGAUGAUGGUUAUGGCUCAGGUUCAAAGGCUGAAAGAACCAUUGAUAUUCGUAAAUCACAUGAAAGAGGUGGAGCAUCACGACAUAUUCAAGGUAGCAGCCGGGUGGAACAGUGGGUGGAAAAUUCAAACAAUUCUCGCACUACCUGGCGCAAAUCACCUGAUUAUUAUAAUUACGGACUGCCUGGUCCAAGGAAUGCUGCAGAAGCUGCUGUUGCAAAGAUGCAGAGCAAUGGCUUUGUUGUUGCACCUGAUGGCACCUUGGUAAAGGCGGUUGAUACUGCAAAUGCUAGUAAAAUGGCUAGGAGGGUGAGAAACAACACUUUGAGUAGCUCAUACCGCCCUUUAUCUGGACGUGGUUCUCCAAUUGACAGAGAUGGAGGUUGUGGGGUGUCUAGAGGUCCUGCACAUGCUAGGGAAGCAUCCCCAGAAAGACGCUUCAGUACUAGUGGUAAUCGAUCUGUUAGAUAUGGGCCUGAUAUGGAUAAAGAUCAUGCUAAUGUAAAUAUGAGCUCAGCUCGUUGCUCACUGGCCAGUAGACAAAGGAGGUUCCCGCAACAUAGAGCCUCACUUAACCUAUCACGUGCUCACAGCCGAUCCCCUUCUGGUUCAAGGUCUCGAUCUCCGCAUGCUUGGACAUCACCUAGGAACAGAAGGGAAGUUAUGGUGAAUGGUAGUUCAAGUUUAUGGAGGCAUAGUAGAAGUAGAUCUCCGCCUAAUUACAUGACUGAAGUUAGAAUGGGAAGAAUGACUUCGCCUUCUAGACAACCUGGAUUUGGUGAUCGAGUUAUGCGUUAUAGCCCUUCAUCAAGAGAUCGUGCUUACUCUCAACAUGCUUCUACAUGGGCUGAUGGGAGGAACUGCUCAACUGUUGAUCUUCCUGAUCAUAAAAAGCGAUAUUCAAGGAGGAGCCCACCCCUGAGAGUUACCUCAAGAAAUGACAGGUUUGAUGUGGACUCCCAUGGACGGCCAAGGUCUGGAGAGUUGUAUCGCCCAACACAGGGAAGACUUCCUUAUGGCUUCGAAAGGGGGAGGGGAAAUAGGCAUGAUGGGAAUGGUGAUGAUCAAAGGGAGUAUGCUGAUAGAUAUGAAACUCAUUCUGCCAAGCCAUAUGACAGGAAUGGUGCCACAAAGCAGUUCAGAAAUCAUACAGGAGAUAAACUUCGUCCAUGUAUUUCGGCUCCCAGAUCCCCAGAACCCCAAAGAAGGGGAAGCCCUCGGAGAUUUGACAGGGGCUUCGGGAGGCAGCUGGGUGUGGAUUUGCCUCGUGGAACUAAAGAAGAUAAUAAAAAUCCUUUCAGAUAUGAUUGAAUGGGAAAGCAAACCCAUGCUGGAAGCCUGGAAUUGAAUCAUAAGGCUCACUGCUAUUUGACACAGGAUUACCUUGACAGCAUUGCUUGUUGUUCUGCUUCUGCAUCUGUGCUCAAGCCACAGAAAAGCUGAAAUCGUGCACUUGGGAGGGAUUUGCAGAUUAACUUUACAAUUUUCUUCUUUUCGUUUGUAAAUAUUUAUAUCGGUAGUAGAUCACAAUCACUGUUUUACAGCUUUAUGGCUGUUCUUUUUUUAUUUAUUAUAUUUACUUCCCCCCUCGUUGCACUCUUUUUUCAAUGGACAUUAUGCCUGUAUGAGGUCCAUUUAAACAUGAUCAAUCAAUUAAUUUUGAACUGAAGCUUGUGGAUAUCUAUUU
This is a messenger RNA of Oryza sativa Japonica Group (Japanese rice), 5299 nucleotides long. RefSeq lists its product as uncharacterized. NCBI's taxonomy places the organism in Eukaryota, Viridiplantae, Streptophyta, Magnoliopsida, Poales, Poaceae. The record is from RefSeq and is a predicted model, not a curated record.